Messenger RNA from Drosophila gunungcola (fruit fly), 2078 nucleotides. RefSeq names its product zinc finger protein 574 (gene Prdm13). Gene Ontology annotation, cellular component: nucleus. The coding region runs from base 651 to 2078 and encodes 475 amino acids. NCBI's taxonomy places the organism in Eukaryota, Metazoa, Arthropoda, Insecta, Diptera, Drosophilidae. The transcript is spliced from 3 exons. The record is from RefSeq and is a predicted model, not a curated record.
AAACCGCAAAUAGUGAAACGAUACACGCCAAUAUAUUAUGGCAUUAGCAUCAUAGUGGAAGAAAGGCAUCAUAUAGAGGGAGGGACCAUGGGCCGGAUGACAUUGACGAUGGCGAAUGCGAUUUGUACAUGGUGGCAUUACAACAACAACACGGGUGGAAGUAACAACAAACGAUCGUUUAAUUUCAAUUAAAAACAUUUUCCUUGUGCGCAGCCCAAAAGCCAAAAUAUAAAGGACUCAGCGGCGGAAAUGGAGGUGGAGUUGAUUUUUGGCACAGGAAUACGCACACUUGCUACAGGCUGCUUAGCUUGGCUUAGUGCUCUGGUGAUUGCGAGGACAUGAUGUUGCACUUGCCGAGCAACCACCAGGACGCACCAGGACCUCGAAAAGGGAUGCCAAAUGAGCCGGGGGGUUGAGCCGGCAAAGUGCGUAGCUAUGUCGAGGCCAUAGCCGGUGCCGGACUGGAUUCUGGGCUGGGAAUUCUUGCACUUGCCGCCAGCCGUGCCAUUGUGACACUGCAAGGCCGUGGCAAAUCCAAAAAAAAUCCAAAAAUAAGGGAGCAGGAUGCGGAUGCGGAUGCGAAUGCGGCGUAGUAUUUAAACGCCGGCCGACAUCCAAUUGGAACGCAGAAUCGAAUUCGAACGCGCACGAUGCACACGACAGCUCAACUGGAUAGUCUGGAGCAGAAGCGCUCAGCCAGCCUGAUAUUUCGGAUCGAGCAGCUGCUGCCCAGCACCAGCAUCUCACCGAGCACCAUGACGAGCACCUCACCGACGGAGACCACAUUGACUGCCACCACGAGUGCGGCCAGUCCAGCGAAGAGGAUGAGAAGCAAUUCGCGACCAGGUGUUUACACCACGCAAUACACACCCAAGGAUACUUGUUCGAUCGCCAUUCCCACUUCGGCUCUGCUGAGCUCCACGGCCACGCCCACGGAUGGCGGACGAUCGCACUGCCAGUUGUCCAAUGGCGAGCUGAUCGUGUCUGCCGCCCAGCUGCGCCAGAUCAAACUCUCCGAGGAUGUCUACAGCUUCAACGCCAUCUUCGAGCUGCACGGCGGUCAGGCGGUGCGAGUGCGCCUGGUGAGGGAUGUGGCCAGGGACGACGAGAUCGUGGUCUGGUUCGGCGAGGAGCUGGUUCUCCUCAUGGGAAUUCCAUUCCUGACGCCCUUGAAUAUUCAAGGAAACAGCCGGUACACCUGUCACUCGUGCCAUCUGACCUUCGAGACGCCGCAUCCGCUGAAGAUCCAUUUGGCUCUGGGCUGUGGCCGCAGUGCCAUGGACAUCCUGUGGAUGCGACUGCACUACGCUCUGAAGGCGGCGUCGAGAAGUCAAACAGCCACCCAGCACUCGCCCAUUCCGGCGACCUCAUCCACCUCCUCGGCCUCGCCCACCCACUCGCCACCGCCCCACAUGCCACCGCGCUUCUCCGCCUUCCGCCCGAUUGCAGCACUUACCCAGAGUCUGCCCAUGACAACGACGACAAGUACUUCGGGAACGCUGUCCUAUCUGCCCUCCAUUUCGAUGGCUACCGCUCCUUUGGCCGCCCAUCCGAUGAACGCGGCUGCACAGAUCGAAGCCAUAGUCAGUAACAUGGGUGCCUCCAAGCAGGGUCACCUGUGCAUCUACUGCGGCAAGGUGUACUCCCGGAAAUACGGCCUCAAGAUCCACAUACGCACCCACACCGGAUUCAAGCCGUUGAAAUGCAAGUUCUGCCUGCGACCGUUUGGCGAUCCGAGCAAUCUCAACAAGCACGUCCGGUUGCACCUGCAGACGCAUCCCAGCGGUUCCACGGGAGGAGCGGAAAGUGCAACCGGCGGUACCGGCAGCGAUGUGGACAUUGAGGGGGAAACGGAAGCGCGGUUCCAGUGCCAUUUGUGCCACAAAUCCCUACCACGUCGCAGGGAUUUGCAGCGACAUAUGGAAACGCGGCACCGAGGAUCACAUUCCCAUUCUCACUCCCAAUCCAGCACCACCAGCACUACCACAUUGGCCAUGGAGACGGUGACCACUUCAAAUCCAGCUGAGUUCCGGGGAAAAUCUGUGUGGUACGCUUUGUGGGAAACCGCUGACAAUUAA